AUCUGCAUGAUAACCCUUUGAGAAAGACAGGACAGGAAGCACCAUGUGCAUUUUACAGAUAAGAACACAGAAGUAGAGAAAGGUAAAGGGCCUCGCCUGCAGUCUCACAGUUAGUGGGUGGCUCAAGCUGAGACUGAGGCUCGUUCUUCAAUGCUGACCCAGGGCUCCUUCCGUCACACCACAAGAACACUAGACAACUACUCACCAGCCUUCCCGUUCCCUCUUCCCUCCACUCCAGAUUGUUACCAGCCAGCUGGUCUCCAUAAAUAUAACCUAGAACCAUGGAGCCAGGAAUUCUGGGAUGUUGGUGAAGAAAGAAAACUCAGGGAGCCAGUGAUUCUCUAACUCCCAGAACCUUGUUCAAAAACCACAAAUAUAAAGUGGAUAAAAGGCAAAGUAGGUGUAGAUGAAAUUGAGGGAGGAGGAGAGUAAUGCCCACCAGCCCUCGAACUGCUAAGAGUCUGUAGAGCGCAAUUUGAAAAGCUGUUGUUUCUGUCUAACCCUUUCAUUUUCAUUUUAUGAAACAGAAGCCAGAGAGGUGAAGUAAUUUGUCCGAAGACACACAGCAUAGUAUUAGCAGACCUGAGUCUAGAACCCAGGCCUCCUGAGCAGGUAAAGCUAACAUAACAAGCUCUGAGGAAGCAGGGACAGUGUGCAGAAUUGAACCUGACUGAAUGACCAUGUCUGCUGUACUCGCAUGAAGUGCCCCCGGUGGGGCAGAGCUGACAGGCAUGCCAUCUCUUCUCCAAGCAAGUGGGAACCUACGGUGACCACAGCUGAACUCCAACACACAUGGCUUCUUUGCCUGAAGUAGAGCCUAGCUGCCUAGAGAGAACUGAAAUCGGAUCCAGGACUUCUUUUGACUUUCAAUGGUAGGCUGUCCUCUUGGGCAUCACCACAUGAAGGUAUUGGGGCACAGCUGCCUCCUGUUCCCACACCACUCCUUUGGGACCCCAUAGAGGGGUAGCCUAGCAAAAGGAAGAGGAGAGCGUGGCCAGGAUGUGACUUCAGGUGGGGAAAGGGAAAAGUUAUUUCCCAGAAAGAGAAUUGGACCUGAGAUCCCAGCUGGAAAUAAAGGUUUUAUGGUGUUGGUAAAGGAAGUUUGCAUUGGGUUACUCCUCCCCUGAAUUGUCAUAUAGCUGAUCCAUUUGGAGAAUCAGUUGAUUCGGACUGUGCUGGACCACACACAUCUGGAAGGUUGUCCCCAAACAUCCCCUGGCCCUCAGUGUAGCCUGCUUAUUGCAUGUCGAGCACUGUGUAGACAUGAAUGUGAGGAGAUGUAAGAUGAGGCCCCUCCUCCAUAAAACUCACUGUAGCUGGGGAAACAGAGAUGUAAACAAAUCGUGACAAUCCUGGAGAUGUUCAAAGCUGUGCUAGCCCUGCCAGUUGGUAGGAGGAAGGUCAGCAAAGCUGCUGAUAAGAGGAGUAUAAAGAGGGCUCAGUGCAUGGCAAGGGGCAAUGGUCUACUCUGCUGGCAACAUGCUGCACUUCCUGGUGUUUGCUACCCUGGUCCUUUCUGGACACAGCACCCAGGACUUUCCGGAAACCAACAUCCGGGUAGUUGGGGGGACUGCGGCUCAGAAGAAAGCUUGGCCCUCUCAGAUUUCCCUCCAGUACAAGUCGGGAAGUUCCUGGCAUCAUACCUGCGGAGGGACCCUCAUCAGACAGCAAUGGGUGAUGACAGCUGCUCACUGCGUGGACAGCCAACUGACUUUCCGCGUGGUGGCUGGAGAGCACAACCUGAGCCAGAACGAUGGCACUGAGGAGUACGUGAGUGUGCAGAGCAUCGUGAAACAUCCUAAUUGGAACAGCAAUAACGUGGCUGCCGGCUAUGACAUCGCUCUGUUACGCCUGGCCCAGAGCGUUACCCUCAACAGCUAUGUCCAGCUGGGUGUUCUGCCCCAAGAGGGAGCCAUCCUGGCUAACAACAGCCCCUGCUACAUCACAGGCUGGGGCUUGACCAAGACCAAUGGAGAGCUGGCCCAGAACCUGCAGCAGGCUUACCUGCCUUCCGUGGACUACGCCACCUGCUCCAGCUCCUCCUACUGGGGCUCCACCGUGAAGUCCACUAUGGUGUGCGCUGGCGGAGAUGGAGCUCGCUCUGGAUGCCAGGGUGAUUCCGGAGGCCCUCUUUAUUGCUCCGUGAGUGGCCAGUAUGUUGUCCAUGGAGUGACCAGCUUUGUGUCCAGUCUGGGCUGUAAUGUCUCCAAAAAGCCCACAGUCUUCACUCGGGUCUCUGCUUACAUCUCUUGGAUAAAUAACGUCAUUGCCAGUAACUGAACAUUUUCCUGAGUCGAACAGCCUUCCCAAAGUGUUUCCUAGGUCCUCAGCAGGACUUAGGGCCAUUAAGGAAAACAAUCUGACUAUUGAGCCUGAUACAGAAAAGCAAAUAAAACUGAA
This is a messenger RNA of Choloepus didactylus (southern two-toed sloth), 2400 nucleotides long. RefSeq names its product chymotrypsin like elastase 1 (gene CELA1). The coding region runs from base 1459 to 2280 and encodes 273 amino acids. The transcript is spliced from 9 exons. NCBI's taxonomy places the organism in Eukaryota, Metazoa, Chordata, Mammalia, Pilosa, Megalonychidae. The record is from RefSeq and is a predicted model, not a curated record. Gene Ontology annotation, molecular function: serine-type endopeptidase activity. Gene Ontology annotation, biological process: proteolysis.